AUGAAAGUGAUAGAGAUGGAAUUGUAUUCUUCCCAUAAUAAUAUAUAAAAUCUAUUAGUUACUUGUGAAUAAGCAGAAUAAUAUCAAUUUAAUAAGAAAAACAGAAAAUAAUGA
Paramecium sonneborni is the source of this 114-nucleotide messenger RNA. The record is from the annotation of a GenBank genome assembly. Lineage: Eukaryota; Ciliophora; Oligohymenophorea; Peniculida; Parameciidae.